Molecule: messenger RNA, 759 nt
Organism: Nematocida homosporus
Lineage: Eukaryota; Fungi; Microsporidia
Exons: 1
Coding region: 1-759 (252 amino acids)
Source: RefSeq, a predicted model, not a curated record
AUGUCCAAAAUUGCCAAGCAAAUAUAUUCAAGUGCCACAAACAAUAAAACACUAAGCGUAGCCAAGCCCCGAUUGUUAUAUUACGGUAUGACCGGCCUGUUUGUUGUUGUGGUUGCGCUUCUUUUUUACCAGAGUGUUACCUGGUCAAUUUAUGACCCCAGUGAUAACGCUGAUUUUGAAAAACCAACUCAAUACAUCUUUUAUCACAACCGAUACCUCCAUGCCGCCCUAUGUAUCCUCUCUCUAGUCUAUGGUGUUGAUACUUCCGAUCACCAUAAUGUCCCCUGGUUGUGUGCCCUACAUGAGAUUAAGUACUAUCUUCUUUGGGCCACCUUGCCUAUUACUCUAGUUAUAGUUCCCUCUCUUAUCUAUACUUACAUCCUUCAAAGCCACGGCAACUAUUUCCACGGCCUAGCCCAACUAGUCAGCAUUCCGUUUUGGUCCCAAAAUGCCCUCCCAGGGCUCUUUAUCGGCCACUUACUACUUGGUAUUCCCCAACUCAAAAGACACCAACACUCCCUACCCGCCCCACCUAUUGGUGAAUACACAGCCCCAACUAUACUAACUGCUUUAUAUUCUUUAUUAGCUUACAUCUCAUUUGCUAAACCAGCCUUCACUCUAUCUACAUUCACCUCUCUUUUCACUACUCUCCCCAAUUGGCGACUGAUUGGCCUCUUUGUCUUCUAUGAAUUCUUGGUUCUUUCUGCCUGUAAUGUACUCAGCUCAAUCAUGCUUCGUAUUAGUGGAAAGUCCAACUGA